This is a messenger RNA of Meloidogyne enterolobii, 918 nucleotides long. The record is from the annotation of a GenBank genome assembly. Lineage: Eukaryota; Metazoa; Nematoda; Chromadorea; Rhabditida; Meloidogynidae.
AUGUUUCUUGUCGGAUUUUUUAAAAUUUUCUUCAGAGUAUAUUUCGGGCCGAAGGAAGGUCUCGGGGUUUUGGGUAAUCCAACAAGACAUGUUAUAGGGAAUAAAUUAACAUUUGGGCACCGUUCCUGUAAAACUUUCUUUUUUCAAGGCAAUCAGGAUGACUCAACAGCUCGCCGUCUUCUUUUAAUGAACAAUUGGGAUGUUCAACGUGCCAUAAAUAUUUUCUUUAUGAGAGGCGCUCCUCCUCCAGAACGACAACAAAAAAGCGAUGACAGUGAUGAUGAAGAUAUUAUUGUGGAUGAAGAUGAUGAAAUUCAACCAAUUCAGCCUUCCUUUGAACCGAAAAGACGAAUUUCGCAUUUUGUGAAGAGAAACAAAAAUAUGGAAAAGAACCAAACAGCUGAAAACAAAAAAGAAGAUAAAAAGGAUAAUUCAGAAGACAAUAUUCGUGCCCCAAUUCCUGCAGUUAAAGGUGUUAUGUUGGCUCAAAGUUAUCGUCAAACUUAUGAAAAUGGCAGUGUUCGUCCAACAACGUCUCAUUCAGUUUUUGAACAAUAUCGCAAUUUGCAACCAAAUGAAAAGUCUUCUGAAACUGUCGAGGAAGUAAUGGAAGAAUCAGCUGCAACCUCGAGUUCCUCAAUACAAGAAAAAUUUAAACAAAAAGGAGGAUUUUCUCCGCCAACGAAUAGUUUUAAGAAAAUUAAACUUCAUCAUCGAACAUUGGAAGCAGAAAAUGGAAAACAACAUGAUAAUAAUAAAGAGAAGUCAAUCGUGGGUAAUGACCGGACAAAAGAAGAAUCUUCAACAACAGCAACAACUGGCGGCUUUGGACAAGGACUUAAAAAGCGGAAAGAUUUGCGUCUUUUAUUUCGACCACCAACAGAUUUAAUUUUUUAUGGAGAUUGGGAUAAGGUUUAA